Molecule: messenger RNA, 2622 nt
Organism: Somion occarium
Lineage: Eukaryota; Fungi; Basidiomycota; Agaricomycetes; Polyporales; Cerrenaceae
Source: the annotation of a GenBank genome assembly
CACGAUCGGUUCUUGUCUUUUGACCAGCUCUGUCCUUGGCGUCCGCCGGCCAUUAAUAUUUCUGCAAAUUGAUUACAACUUCUCGAUGCCUGUAGUCUUUCAAGGUCUAAAUUAUCAUGUCAACCAGCCCAACCACGAUGAGAGCCGACUAUUUGAUUGCCUGAUUCCCGACGGCAGGCACUGCAAACACAUGGAUACCAAUCGACACCUCACCUGAGGUACUUCCGCACGUCGAUCCCAACAGAAGUACUCAUGUGUUAUGAUCUUUGACCUAGGCCGCCCCGGUUCCCUUUGACCCCAUAUCUCAGGUUUCAGUCGCUUUGGCCUUCCUCUUUGACACCCUGUAACGCAUAUAAUAGUUCGCAUGGACUCCACGAGAAACUAUCCUAUUCAUCCUGUAUCUCUCAACAGUAUGCCUGCGGACAUUUCUAGGAAGCCAUGCUCAUCUCCUACGGGCGGCGCUGUGAAUCACGUUCAUGACUAUCUCAGCAAGACGCGAACAAGUAUGCUUCUACGGGAUGUCCCUAAUCUUCCCACGAAUCUCCUCGCUCGUGCUCGAGGUGCACGUACCAACUCGGACGAAAACAACGACCUGCUUGAGUUUAUCGGCGAUCGAGCUUUGAACCUUGCCGUCGCUAUUUUGGUGGAGAAAAACAAAAUCAACAGGGCACACCAUUCGACUGUCCGUCGGGUUGUCUGCAGCAAUGACACAAUAGGACGUCUCGCUUUUUGCUUGCGCUUCCACGUACAAGCCAAUACCGACGCACAAGACCGUUUCAGUAUCGACGAAUGGCACCCUCUGUCUAAUGAUCAUCCACCCAAGGUUCUUGCCGAUCUUUUCGAAGCGUAUGUUGGGGCCGUUUUUGUUCAACACGGAUGGUCCAUCCUCGAACGCUGGCUGAACAAGUUGUUUACUCCCAUUGUCAAAGCUGCCACUGGAGACUUUUGGCUGUCAGUCUCGCCGGAGCAACUCUUUGGUAUCUCCUCGAAGACGCCGAAGAUCAAGGUCAUGGCUCCUGAGACUAAGUCCCAAGGCAAACUGCUGGCCUAUAUCGAAUUCAAGCGUGACGUGCUGACUGCUCAGGGCAAACUAGCUGUGAGCGCCUUACCACCUGGAACGAAGUAUCGAUUUGAUCAGCGGACGCUGCGACUGCAAGACCCAGAUGCAGAGAGGGUCGAAGUCGCUGUUCAUCUUAUUAACAUGUGGAUAUGUCAAAUUGUGAUCAAUUUCUGGCCUGAAUAUCAUACGGCCAGAGCUAGAGCAGCUCACAUGCUAUCGGGGAUCACAGGUCUCAUUGUCAGCGAACGUGUGUUAGCAUACCUAGCGUCACAACUCAGUCUGGAUGAUUUCUUCACCGUCAUAGACAGCACAGCCCAGUUAGAGGAUCCGUUAUGUCUCAGCUCUACGGACAAUAUCCAACGUGUCUCAAAGGACAGACGUAAAAGAUACGAACCGCCGACAGCACACCAACGGGCUCUGAUGCUCAAAGCCACGAUAGGAUGGUAUCAUCAUCAAGACUCCGAUGCUGCCAAUCGUUGGGGUAAAGUGUGGUUACGACCAAUUGUCAUACGCGCGCACGACAUCUUGGUCGAAAUGCAAGGAUUCCGUCCACUGGUUUCCAAGAACAACCAACCGGAUAUCCUAGCACGUCAAAAGGAUGCCCUUGCAUCACUGGUCGCUGGACUUGGCUCACUGCAGAUUAGCUCUCCCAACGUCGGCCAGUCCAAAUCCACAGACAACAACAAGUUGCCUGAUACACACGACGCCGAAGAGGAGGAGCAUUUGUGUUUGACCUCUUCUGCAGAGGAAACCAAAUCCUCAAGGCUGCCUUCGGGAAAGCUUCGCGUUGUCGUGCACUCCAAGCUGGGUGCCACUCAGGAAUCUUCAUCGGGGUCCCAGGAAUCGUCAGCAAGAGAUCAUUCCAACGACGAUGCACUAAUUGAAGCCUUGUCCACUCUUACUCUAGAGCCAGGAGAGUCAGAAGCAAUGAUUCACACUACCUCGGUCCGAUCUUUACACUCAUCCACCAAGAGUGUGUCUUCUGACACUGGAAGCAAAUGGCGUCCCAUUGGGCAGCCUGCGAUACCCAUCGAUGUAACGGUGAGCUCGUAUCCUCCUAGCGAAAGCCCAACCACAUUGGAGCAUCCCCCUACCUCUGAGUCAGCGCUAACUGGUGAUGGUUGGAUCUGUGAAAGAGCAUGCGAUUGUCAAUCGGUUUGGUGAAGAAUCUCCUAGCCGGUCGAAAUGGAGACCCAUCGGUGCUGCGGAUACUGAUGAGAACCUGCGUCCUGCAAACCCGGAAACAAGCCAACCAAAUAUACCCGAAAGCGAAGACAAGCCUGGAACAACCGCUACGAACUCGUCCCCUACGGAGCCUGCAGUACUUCAACAAGUGCUCAAUAAUACUAAGCCAGACGUGGCCCCCAAGGCGUCCAAACCUCAUAAAUUAGAGACCAUCACGAUGUUUGUUCCUAGGGCCGUGCAAUCCAAGAGAGCGUAGAUUCUACGGCUUGCGUACCAGACUUCACCGAUGCUAUAUCUUUACAUGUCUACACUUCCAACAAUCAUAGAGAUACCACAUGCAUGGAUUCCGCUAUAAUACAGUCCUAUAUCAUUCAUCC